GAAGUCUCCAGCGUCUCUUCUCUCCAACUUUGUUCUCUAUCUCAACCAGUUUGACAUACCGGACCACACACCAUGUCAACCACCAAGACCACCGUCGGCGCCGACUCUGCCGCCGGCGCCCAUACUUUCUCCGGCGCUCAUCCUGUCUCCGGCGCCCUUCCUGUCCCCGGCGCCCUUCCUGUCCCCGGCACCCAUCCUGUCCACGGCGCCCUUCCUGUCUCCGGCACCCAUCCUAUCCACGGCGCUCAUCCUGUCCCCGGCGCCGUUGCUUGGUACCGUUCAGUCCUGUCUUCCGCUGAUGAAGGCGACCACUCUCGCUUCGUUCCAGGAUACGGAGUCCACUCUCAAGAGACCCCUCUCUCUUUGGAAGAACUCUUGUCUCCGGAAAUCGCCAGAGAAGGAGCUGUCAGCUACAGAAAGUCUCGCGCUUCCAUCUUCAACGACAUGUCCCCCGAAGACUUGGACAGAUGGAUGGAGAAGCUUCAUCAAGCGCGCCAGGACGCUGUUCCCUAUGAGGAGGCAUUCGAAGCUUACAUCAAGGAUUACACUCACAAGAUGUCUCAGGAUGAGGCUGAAGCCGCUGAAGAACAAGCUUUCUUGAAGGGACUCUGGGAGGCUCAGCACGGCACUGAGGACAAGACCCACGACAUCUCUGAGAAGCCCAGCAAGAAGCCCAGCAGAGCCCAGAUGAUGGAGCGCCAGAAGGAGACAGACGCCGAGCUCCAGAAGGUCAGAGCCAUGCACAACCAGCUCUGCGCCAAAGUCGUCGUCCUGGAGGCCGAAAUCAACGCGUUCAGGGAGAAGUCGCGCAUCAUCGAGUUGAUGUGGGAGGAGAACCUCAAGGCCACCAAGAUCAGUGUUUCCGAGAACAACGACUUCAAGGGCGACCCCUACGUCAAGAAGAAGCGCUCGUACACUCCCGCCGAGAUCAAGCACAUCCAGGAAAUGCAGGAUGACCAGGUCACUCAGGACUGGAUCGAACGCCUCAUGGCUGAUGCUGCUGGAGUUGGCGGCAAGGAGGUCGAGAGUCCUACCAUCGACGGCGAGGACUGGGUUGAAGUCUCCGAUGCUUGAAAGCUUUUCACAGCAUGGCGCGCGCGACGGAUGUCAACAAAGAUAUUCAAUGAUGGCGCAAGAAAGGAGAAGACUGCGAU
This is a messenger RNA of Aureobasidium pullulans EXF-150, 1154 nucleotides long. RefSeq lists its product as uncharacterized. The transcript is spliced from 3 exons. The coding region runs from base 73 to 1074 and encodes 333 amino acids. Lineage: Eukaryota; Fungi; Ascomycota; Dothideomycetes; Dothideales; Saccotheciaceae. The record is from RefSeq and is a predicted model, not a curated record.